GUGACAGUGAGGAUGACGCGGCCCCUGGAGCAGGCAGUAGCUGCCAUCGUGUGCACCUUCCAGGAGUAUGCAGGGCGCUGCGGGGACAAGUACAAGCUCUGUCAGUCGGAGCUCAAGGAGCUGCUGCAGAAGGAGAUGCCCACCUGGACCCCGACUGAGUUUCGGGAGUGCGACUACAAUAAAUUCAUGAGUGUCCUGGACACCAACAAGGACUGCGAGGUGGACUUCGCCGAGUACGUGCGCUCGCUGGCCUGCCUCUGUCUCUACUGCCACGAGUACUUCAAGGACUGCUGCCCAGAGCCCCCCUCCCCCCAGUGGCGAGCCCCCUCCCCCCCCCCUCCGGGGCUGGCCAUGGGCAGUCUCCCACGCCCUGCCUGUCCUUCCUCCUGUCACUCUUUUACCCGCAAGGCUCAGAGACCUUCCCAGGACGCCCAGAUGCCCAGCUGGCGAGGUGGGGGGGCAGCUAUCAACCCCCGCUGCCUCCCUGCUGUGGACGGGAGGGGUGGGCUCUGA
Molecule: messenger RNA, 513 nt
Organism: Marmota flaviventris (yellow-bellied marmot)
Lineage: Eukaryota; Metazoa; Chordata; Mammalia; Rodentia; Sciuridae
Gene: S100a3
Product: S100 calcium binding protein A3
Molecular function (GO): calcium ion binding; transition metal ion binding; calcium-dependent protein binding
Source: RefSeq, a predicted model, not a curated record